Besnoitia besnoiti is the source of this 765-nucleotide messenger RNA. RefSeq lists its product as uncharacterized. The transcript has 5 exons. The coding region runs from base 1 to 765 and encodes 254 amino acids. Lineage: Eukaryota; Apicomplexa; Conoidasida; Eucoccidiorida; Sarcocystidae. The record is from RefSeq and is a predicted model, not a curated record.
AUGCUCUGGAUAUGGGGGAGUACGCGGGACAUUGCAGAGUUUCGCGACAGGCCUCGGUACGCUCAUGCGCGCCAACCGAGACAAGGGGGAGGCGUGUUGCGGUCCUCUAUCUUGGCAGACACGAAGAAUGCUUUGCUGGCCCCUCCGUCAAAGGAUUCAGGUGGGAACCUGUUAGAGGGAUACAGCGACACAGCGGCCACUCUGACCCCACAGCAGGACGAGGAUGAAACGUACGGCGUUUCGUGGCUGCAGCAGGGCGCGCCUGGCAAGCCCCGGGUGAAGGGGGCGUACGUCUCCAAGGUGACGAAUACCGAGAGAGAAGUGAGCAGGGGCCCGGCUCCCGGGAAUGGCCGAUACGGCCUCGUGGUGCAGGGGGAGGACCUCAAGAAACUGAAAGAGUUCAUUGUGAAGAUUCCACAUUUCCACAAGAAGCCGACAUGGAUGGACUUGCAACUCUUGAUGAAUGAGACACAAUGCCACAAAAUGUUUCCGAAGCUAGGCGUGAUUGUAUACGUAGUCUGGUGCGCGGCGAUACCAUUCUUUGAGGCCGGUGAGGCAGGAGUCAGGCAACUGGUGCCCAGCCACGCGUACGGCUUCGUUCCUGCAAACGUCAGGAAGCUGAUUGAGAGGUUUCUUCACUCUUCGCCGCAGCAGCGCCUACUCCCUAUUGCAGCAGUGCAGACGUCGGUGUUCAAGGAUAUCGAAAAUUCGAUAGCUGCAGCACUACAACUGAGCAGAGUCACUGAGGUCAGCGAGUGCCCGUGA